CAUUGUUUAGUAAUGUCAGGCAAAUUAUUUGUAUUUUUAAAUCAUUCAAGGAUUUUUAAAUGGUUUCCUUCGAGGAAUUAAUGUAGUUUAAAGAAGUUCGUUUUAAAAUUCGUUCAUGCAAGUGCAACGGUGCGCAGAACGAUGCGCGUCAAUUCAUCUGUGAUCUUAGCCGUCAUCUGUGUAGGUUUGGUAAGGAGUGCGAGCGGGUUUUUCAUCAGAUUUUAUAGGAAAAUACGCGAUAUUAUCGAGUGAUUUGUGUGAACAUCGACUUAUUAGGGUCCUACCUUCAAUCACAUCACCUUAAAAAAUCAUGUUCUCCUUCCAUAGACCUAAGGUUUACCGGUCGUCUACGGGGUGUUGCAUAUGCAAAGCCAAAUCUAGCAGUUCUAGGUUUACCGAUAGCAAAAAGUACGAGGAUGAUUUUUUGGAAUGCUUCAAACUGUCGUCGCCCAGGCAAGGAGAGAUUUGCAAUGCUUGCGUGCUAUUGGUCAAAAGGUGGAAGAAGUUACCAGUGGGGUCAGACAGAAAUUGGAGACAUGUGGUGGACGCUAGGGCGGGACCCGGCAUGAAGUCCUUCACCAAACUGAAGACGAAAAACAAGAAGGUAACGGAGGAAAAGAUGGACGACAAGGUGAAAAAGAAGAAGCAUUUCGAAAGGGAAUACAGUCCUACGUUGUCCGACAAGAGUGACGCAGCUGAAGACAUGGACAUUGCUGACAUUGAUUUCCUUUCAGAAGAUGGUCCUAGUAUAACUUCGCCCGGAAACGGUAGUCCUGGAGUGAGUGACAACGAAGACUCGUUAGUAUCGCAACAGGAUAGAAGUCGCAGGCGUAAGGGCAAAUCGAGAAGAAGGGACGAAAGGAGCGAAAGCAUCAGCGGAUUUAUCGAUCUGAACUACUGGAAAAAGGAAGCCGUAUGUUGUGGUACGAUAUUCCGCGGCCGCAACGACGAGAUCAUGGUCGACCCGAGCCACCUAAAGCCCUGCGUGGCACGCCUAGCCCUUUGGAAAUCGAAAGCGCCGACUCAAGUACCUCCCACUCAGGUGCCUCUGCCCUGUACCGCGGCCAAACUGUACAGCGACAGCAGUUCGGACUCUGGCUACGACGAUUCCUCCAAUCAGGGCAUGGUAAUGUCGCCCGAGUCCGCUGUGGUUACGGCAACGCCGGAACCGGUGGCGCCGCUGUCCAGUGGUGUCAGUUACAAGAACUCUGAACGGGUAGCGGCGAAAAUUUAAAUCUCGCGCGCCAUCUGUUUUCGUAUUUAUCGAUCUAAUAAGUUAAAUUCAUAGGAUUUAUACUAUUCUUCUG
Sitophilus oryzae (rice weevil) is the source of this 1307-nucleotide messenger RNA. RefSeq names its product SIN3-HDAC complex-associated factor-like. The record is from RefSeq and is a predicted model, not a curated record. The coding region runs from base 311 to 1234 and encodes 307 amino acids. Lineage: Eukaryota; Metazoa; Arthropoda; Insecta; Coleoptera; Curculionidae. The transcript is spliced from 7 exons. Gene Ontology annotation, biological process: negative regulation of cell migration.